UACACAAAGACCCUGAAUAUGGUUCUGCAGUCUUCAUUUCCGACUCAAGAAGACAUCAUUGAACAGACAGAAAGAUUACUUUUCAUAACUUAUCAGACAGAUCUGAAUAACUUGGAAUCUCUUGCUGAGGAUCUCAGAGAAAGAUUUCCUACUGCAGCUCCACCGGUUGAAUUUCUUUUGCAAAUCGAGUUGGACAAAAGCAUUGUCAGCAGUAACCCCUUCAGGAAGUCUUGUGACAGACUCAAUAGUCUUGUUGUGCAGCUUACCACCCUUAAAGAAGAUAGCCAACUUUUGAAAGCAGGAAGGGGUUUCUUGCUGUUAAGGAAUAAGAAUUUCACACAAGCAAGAGAUGUCCUUCAUGAUAUCAGCAGUAGUUGCAUUUGUGGUCUUUAUUUCUUGAGCCAGACGUAUCUAAGUCUUCACAUGUACCAGCAGUGCUUGGACACCUGUGACAAAGGUUUAGCAGCGUGCACAAGUUCCAAUCGCGUCUUGUGUGUCCCAACUUCUGAUGUGACUACAAUGUUCCAACUGAAGAAAGCACAAGCAUACAGAGGUAUUGGUACCAAAGAAGCUUUCUGUGCCAGUUUGGCAAUAUUAGAUGAGAUCCAGGAGAGGAAGCCAGAGGAGACACAUCUGGUCAGAGCUUAUGUCUAUCUUGAUCAAGGAAACAAAGAGGAAGCGCAGAGAUGUUUAGCACACCUGACAAGUGAUUCUCUACAAGUACAGUCUUUAAAAGCUGCUGUUCUUUUUGAAGCAAAGGAGUAUGAUAAAUCUUUGAAACUGUUACAGGACAUCUUGAAGGAGGAGCCGACAGAUCCAUAUGCUACUUUACUCUUAGGCAAAGUACUUUGGCAACUGAGGAAUUCAGAGGAAAUAGAAAAUGUCAGACAAGAAUGUUUUACAACUUUUCUGAAAGCAGCAAAACUGGAUCCUCUCAAUUAUGAAAGCUUCUUGUAUCUUGGUUAUUUCUACAAGUUUGUUCAACAAGACACUGUAAAAGCCAGGAGGUGCUUGCAGAAAGCUUAUGAUCUUAACCCAGGAAAGGAUGAAGUUGGAUGUGCUCUUGUUGAUAUUUUAGUGGAGCUUGAUGAAGAGGCUAAUUCUCUGAAGAUACUGGAGACAGUUACCAACCAGGCAGCUGCAGGAAGUGCCAAAUGGGCAUGGCUGAGACUUGGACUGUACCAGAUAAAACAUGAGAACCCAACAAUGGCUAUAAUGUCUUUACAGUCUGCACUACGAGCAGAUCCCACUGACUGCCAUAUCUGGGAGUGCCUUGCAGAUGCAUAUUUUCAACGUGGCAGUCUCACUGCUGCCCUUAAAGCCUUCACCAAAGCAUCUGAGCUGGACCCACAUUCACUUUACUGCCUGUAUCAGAUAGCGACCAUCAAACACACUCUUGGGUCGCAGUCUGAAGCCAUUCAGGAAUACAAAUACAUUCUGGAGAUGUCUCACAACUAUGUUCCUGCUCUCAAAGGUAUUGGAGAGAGUUUAAUUCAUUUGGCAAAGCAUAAUUUAAAUCAUUGCUUAGAUGGGCUUGCCAAAGACAAGUUUGAAGAGGCUCUCAUAUAUUUGACCAGGGCUGCAUCACAAAGACCAGAUUUAUCUUGCUUGUGGAAACUAAUGGGAGAUGCCGCAACAGUGACUUACUGUCUGUCUGCAGAAAGCUUUAGUAUACCCAGCAAGUUAGUUGACAAGGGAUCACAAGAUCACAGUAUGAAGAAUGUCACUAAAGCAGAGUUACUUCAGAUAGGAGCCAGAUGCUACAGUCAAGCUGUAAAGAUUCUCCAGGAGAGUGGAACCCUGUGGCAUGACUUAGGGGUCAAUCUUUAUUAUCAGAGUCAACUGACCAUUUACCAGGAAGAUACUGACAGACUGACCUUGCUGCAUAGAGCCACACAGGCAGUGAAACAAGCUGUCACUCUGGAACCCAAGGACUGGAAGCACUGGAACGUUCUUGGAGUCAUCGCAUGCAGUAGCUUGGAACACAAGCCUGCCCUAGCUCAACACUGUUUCAUAAGAUCCAUAGAAUGUGAAGCCAGCAAUGUUGUCGCUUGGACCAAUCUUGGAACUCUGUACUUAAGUAAAGGAGAGAUUCAGCUGGCUCAUGAUGCUUUCAAGACUGCUCAAAGUGUGGACCCAACCUACAUGGCAUGUUGGAUUGGUCAGGCCUUAAUAGCAGAGACAGUUGGGCAUGAAGAAGCCAUGGACUUGUUCCGCCAUACAACAGAGCUAGGAUUUCAUCCAGAAAGUGCCUGCGGAUAUGGUCAGUGGGUCUUGAGUGUUUUGGGUGACAGCAGCAAGAGGGACUCGGAGUUCUUUCAAUACUGCAUUCAUCAGAUGGCUGCAGUUCCUGCUGCUAGUGAUGCUUUGACAAGAUACACAGGCCGCAUCAAGACAAACCCUGUAGCAUACAACAUGCAGGGUCUUCUUUUUGAACACCAGAAUCUUCUGCGGUCUUCUUCAGAUGCUUUGCACAAUGCUUUAACAUUACUUGAGAAGAGUGAUCCUGGAAGCCAUAUCAGUGAUGUCCGGAUGAAUCUAGCACGGGUUCUGUGCAAACAAGGCAAAUAUGAGGCCUCAGUGAAGCAGUUUGAAAUGUGUGAUCUGAGUGUGAGCGUGGAGCACACCUGCUUGUAUGGUCUAGCACUGUUUAACUGUGGGCGGCUUGUGGACAGUUUUAAAGUGUACCAGCAUGCUCUAGAGCUGUUAGGAGACAGCCCAAAGACGUCUCAAGUGUAUUCAGCUCUAGGGAUGGUAGCAUACAAGCUGGGUGACAUGGAGGAAGCCAAAUCACAGCUGUUUGAUGGCUUUCAGACCACUCCACCGUCAUCUAAAGGUUUGCUAGCAUUAUGUGCCCUUGGCUUGCUGCAGCAGGAUCUAACUUUAGCCACUGCUGUGCUUGAGGAACUCUUCAGACAAGAAAGUCAGGGAAAGUACCUGAAGGAUAUACUUAUACUGCAGAUGUACAAAUUUAUAAUUGAGGGUGAUGCAGAGAAAGCUGAAGCUCAUGUAAGGCAAGCCCUGGAGACCGCUCCUUUUGAUGCUUCUCUGUGGUCCUUGCUUGCCGUUUUUCUUUUAAGACAGUACACAGAUCGUGGUGAAUCUGUUGCAGAGUAUGCUUUAUCUGCCCUGUCAGUUGAUGGGUCUGAUGAUAGGCAAACAGACAUGUUUCUACAUUGCCUUGGACAGCUGCUGGCUGGUCAGCAUCAUAGAGUACACGCUGACAGGAAUGCCCUGAAGACAGCCCAGAAGGCAUUUCACUCAAACCCAGGAUGCAAGUCAGCUUUGAGCACCUUAGCCUGUGCAGUCCACGCUGAAGCCGUAAUAAGGAGGUCGCUGACUGGUGGAACAGGCUUAUUCUCAGUUGAGAAGGGAUUACUAAAUGUACUCUGGGAGUCUGCAGAACUUAAUGAUGAGCUGAAACAGUGGUGUCUGCAACAGCUUAUAGUGAGCUGCAUUGAAGGAAGUGAUGUCAGCUCAGCACAGGCAUUCUUGAACAUUCUUCAAGACAACAGCCCAAUGGCUGGACAAGUGCAGGUAUUUGCCAGGGCUGUGGCCAUCUUCUUGUCCUCAACAGUGGAUGAGGAAGUGGAGAUGAAUGUGGCACAUAAGCUCCAGAUUUUGGUUGUGUGUAUGUUGCAUAUUCAUAAGAAAGAGUAUGGAGAGGCUGUUGAAUUCUUGCAGAAGUGUGUUGAACACAAUAAGAUACAGCAAAACACCAGCUUUAUGAGAAAUAUUUUGGAGAGGAUAAUUCAUGCAGCAUACACAGGCUUACAGGACCUACCAGAUAACUCAAGCCUGAAGGAGAGACUUGAUAGCACAGUAAAGUACAUCCAGGAGAAGAAAUUACCUUCUGCAAUAUCCUCACUCUUACAAGCAUUACUGGCCUUAGAGGAUAAUAAAAGGCUGGCUAAGCACUUACUGGCAACAGCACUGGAUCAGGUUGAUGCCAACAGAGAACUAGGACACUGUAGCUCUGUGGUGAGGCAAGCUCUGAUCACUCUGCUGUGGGGCUCAACAAAGGAAUCUGAUCAGCAGCUAAUUCAGGCUCUGAUGAAAGAUGCUCGCAUUAACAGGGACAACUUGACAUGUGAGGUCUAUGAGAAACUGAGCAACAAGUGA
Messenger RNA from Candidula unifasciata, 4122 nucleotides. The record is from the annotation of a GenBank genome assembly. Lineage: Eukaryota; Metazoa; Mollusca; Gastropoda; Stylommatophora; Geomitridae.